Psammomys obesus (fat sand rat) is the source of this 5882-nucleotide messenger RNA. RefSeq names its product p21 (RAC1) activated kinase 2 (gene Pak2). Bases 280 to 1857 code for a protein of 525 amino acids. The transcript is spliced from 15 exons. Gene Ontology annotation, cellular component: cytoplasm. NCBI's taxonomy places the organism in Eukaryota, Metazoa, Chordata, Mammalia, Rodentia, Muridae. The record is from RefSeq and is a predicted model, not a curated record. Gene Ontology annotation, molecular function: protein serine/threonine kinase activity; ATP binding. Gene Ontology annotation, biological process: protein phosphorylation; regulation of axonogenesis; intracellular signal transduction.
CCCAGGGUUGUGGCCACGCGCAGCGGCAGCGGUUGUUCCGCUUCCCCUCUGGCCCGGGCCGUCGCCAUUGCCGAAGGCUCCUGCCCUCCCCUCCCUGGCCCGCGGGGCUCUGCGCCUCACGUCCUCGGUAGCGACGGCCGCGCCCCGCGCCGCUCCCCUCCGCCCUGCCCUCCUUCCUCUCUGCCGCCCAGCUCAGCAGCCCUCGCCCGCGUCGGCCCGGCAGCCCGCCCUGGGUCGGGCAGAAACCUUUCCUCUCUGGCCAUUUCAUAAUUCUGAAUCAUGUCUGAUAACGGAGAGCUAGAAGACAAGCCUCCAGCACCUCCUGUGCGAAUGAGCAGUACCAUUUUUAGCACCGGAGGAAAAGAUCCUUUAUCAGCCAAUCACAGUUUGUUGAAACCUUUGCCUUCUGUUCCUGAGGAAAAAAAACCCAGGAACAAAAUCAUCUCCAUAUUCUCAGGCACAGAAAAAGGAAGUAAAAAGAAAGAAAAAGAACGGCCAGAGAUUUCUCCUCCAUCUGAUUUUGAGCACACCAUCCAUGUUGGCUUUGAUGCCGUUACUGGAGAGUUCACUGGCAUGCCUGAGCAGUGGGCACGGCUGUUGCAGACGUCCAACAUUACCAAACUAGAGCAGAAAAAGAACCCUCAAGCCGUGCUGGAUGUCCUGAAGUUCUACGACUCUAACACCGUGAAGCAGAAGUACCUGAGCUUUACUCCUCCUGAGAAAGAUGGCUUCCCUUCUGGAACACCAGCACUGAAUACAAAGGGAUCAGAAACAUCAGCAGUAGUAACAGAGGAAGAUGACGAUGAUGAAGAUGCUGCUCCUCCCGUCAUUGCCCCUCGGCCAGAUCAUACAAAAUCAAUUUAUACACGGUCUGUCAUCGACCCUAUUCCUGCUCCAGUUGGUGAUUCUAAUGUUGACAGUGGUGCCAAGUCUUCAGACAAGCAGAAAAAGAAAGCCAAGAUGACAGAUGAAGAGAUUAUGGAGAAAUUAAGAACUAUUGUGAGCAUAGGUGACCCUAAGAAAAAAUACACAAGAUAUGAAAAGAUUGGGCAAGGGGCUUCUGGAACAGUUUUUACUGCAACUGAUGUGGCUUUGGGGCAAGAGGUUGCUAUCAAGCAGAUUAAUUUACAGAAACAACCAAAGAAGGAAUUAAUCAUUAAUGAAAUUCUGGUGAUGAAAGAGUUAAAGAAUCCCAACAUAGUUAACUUCUUGGACAGUUACUUGGUAGGAGAUGAGUUGUUUGUGGUCAUGGAGUACCUUGCUGGGGGGUCACUCACUGAUGUUGUAACAGAAACGUGCAUGGAUGAAGCACAGAUUGCAGCUGUCUGCAGAGAGUGUUUACAGGCGUUGGAGUUUUUACAUGCCAAUCAAGUGAUCCACAGAGACAUCAAAAGUGACAACGUGCUUUUGGGAAUGGAAGGCUCGGUUAAACUUACUGACUUUGGCUUCUGUGCCCAGAUUACCCCUGAACAGAGCAAACGCAGCACUAUGGUUGGAACGCCGUAUUGGAUGGCACCAGAGGUGGUUACACGGAAAGCCUAUGGCCCCAAAGUUGACAUAUGGUCUCUGGGCAUCAUGGCUAUUGAGAUGGUUGAAGGAGAACCUCCAUACCUCAAUGAAAAUCCUUUACGGGCCUUAUACCUGAUAGCAACAAAUGGAACUCCUGAACUCCAGAAUCCAGAAAAACUUUCCCCAAUAUUUCGGGAUUUCUUAAAUCGGUGUUUGGAAAUGGAUGUGGAGAAAAGAGGUUCAGCCAAAGAACUGUUGCAGCAUCCCUUCCUGAAACUGGCCAAACCAUUAUCUAGCUUGACGCCACUGAUCCUGGCAGCUAAAGAAGCAAUGAAGAGUAACCGCUAACAUCAUCACUGAGGCCUCAUAUUCUCUUACCUGCUUUCUAAAAGAAGUCUUUUAAUACAUGAAAUUGUUACUCUGAGGGGUAUAAAGAGACAGUCUGCAUCACAUGGAGAAAAACAAAAAGCAAACUACUAUUUUCUAAAGAUGACCAAGAGAAAAUUGCAGUAAGAAAGUUGUGACUUUGAGAUGAGCCCCUGCUUUUAGGGUCCAAAAAGAACCAUGGACUGCAUCCCUAGCCUUACAUUUUCCAGCAGACAGCGUUUGACUUUUGCAUACUGUUUUGAUGACUCUUACUACAGUAGAUCCUUGCUCGUUGUCUCCCUUGGAGUAUUUUUCAUACUUGAAUGUCAAAUUCGAGUUUUUCUGAGUAUUUCAUCUGCUGGUCUUAUCUCUUUGUAGCCUUCCAUUCCUCAGACCCAUUUCUUUGUAACGUUCCCUUCUCUCAACCGUUCCCUUUGAGUUGUUUGAGUUUUUCUCGUGCCUAAAUUCAAGAUAAAUGUGAUAGAAAUUAUGUAGCUCUUUCUAUUGGCAAAGAAGCUUGGCAUGUUUUAACUUUUUAUAGAAGUUAGGACAGCUGUUGUAUUGUAGUAUUUCAGUUCAGAGCUUAAAGUGAAAGGGGGAAAGUUUGUGAUUUUUACCUUUUUUAACAAAUGUGAAAGAGUCAACUUUUAGAAAUUUCAUGGUAGUGAGUUUGACAUUUGUUACAUGUAUAGAAAGAGGACUAAUAAUCUAUAUUUAUAACUAAAUCAUUGAUAACAGAGAAAAAAUCCCACUGACACACAUGCUUACCCUUUUGUCUUUUCUGCCCAUUUCUCCUCAGAUUUGGCUUUAGGAACCAAAGUGAUUUGUGCGUUGUUACUGUGGUGGCGCUCCCAUCCCUGCUGUCCCUUGGAAAUGAGCGUCUGUGUAUGCUGUGGCUCUAGGUGUCGGUUUUUAUUUGACGUACCCCUUAUUUCACAUACACCCCCUCCACCCUCUAGGGCAAGUAAUAACCAUGAAUUUUCAGAAUUUAAAAGCUAAGGACUUUUUUCUAUUUAAAAGAAAAAAAAUAUUUGGGACUAGCAGAAACCAAGUGAGAUUUGAACCUUGGUGAGUUCUAGGCUAGUUGUAAUAAUGAAAUGUCAAUAAUUUAGAGGUGAAGCUUACGGCAGUAAACUCUAAAGAUUCAUCUGAUCUACAGUGUUUCCAGCCCAUUAUCAAUGUUUCACUGUGAGAAAUGAAAUAGCAAAGUACUUGAUGGGUCAUUUGAGGUGUUGGGUACUCUAGUUUUUGUUUUUUCAAAUGAGUAGGGUAUUCAUUGUUUAAAAAAAACUGGAGAAAGAAAACUGCAACGUGUGCAUUGAUAGUAAUACUUUUUAUUUUAAAGAUUUAAUAAAAGGUCUGCGACCUGUAGCGUUAGCUGUUAGCUGCCCUCUCUCCCCUCCUGUCUUUGCUCUUCUCUGCUUCUCCUUGUUGCUUUGUUGUUUUGCCUGUGGAGGAGGUAUUAUUGUCUAUUCUAUGUUCCUGCAACCACAGAAAAGAAAUCUCUGUGGUUGGUUCAGGUUUAUCCCCACCAUCCCCUUUCAACAAAUUCGACACAUGCUUGCCAUUCUGCAUAGUACAAAUCAUGAAUGAAUAAGUUUGCUCUCUGGGGUAUUUGGGGAAAGGGGUGGGAUUUUAUUUCCUGUUGUUCCCAUUAAGAUAUGGGGAUUAGAAGAAAUAGCUAGGUUUCGGUAACAGAAAGGUUUUCUGUGAAUUCAACAUACAGAGCACUUAAUGGCCCGUUCUCCGUGGGGUUUCAUUUUCCCCUAGACUGUAUUUGUCCUCCUACAAUUGUAACUAAAUCACAGAAACAAACUGGUUUAUUUCUGGUGGGAAGCUGAGCUGCCUCUUGAGUUCUGGAUGUGAGCAUUGUUUGUAAACAUCUGCUGUCGACAAAGUAGAAAACCAGCUAGAUGGUGGAACUGGUUGUCUCAUGACUGCUCAAGAAGGCACUCCAUCCUAAGUCAUAGAGACCACAUGGGACACAUGCCAAUCCCCACCUUACGCUGUGACUCCACAAGGGCUUUUUCCCUCAACAGAAGCAGUUUGGGGUUUGUCUCUACAAUUUCUUGGAUGGUUAUUUGCAUGUCCAUUGCUGGCGACGGACUUUGUCAUUCAAACCUGACUCCGAGGUUAAGGGAGCUGCACUGUUGUUUAUUCUCUCCUGACCUGGAUAAACUAACCUGUAAUAGUUAAUAGUAAUGGUUAAUUUUGAGAUGUGUCGUUUUUAAACAAAAUAAUCUUUAAAGCAAUAUAGAAUUGUGAUUUAUUAGUUAAUUUUAAAUUAAAAUGUUGAGAUCCUGUUGAAAGACAAUUGUAUGAAGUGAGAUUCCUAUUUUUUUAAAUAAUUGCCUUCUGUAUUCCUUCUCUUUUGUCAUCUCUUAGAGUAAGAAUCCCCACUGGAGCCUCCAUUAGUAGUCCUCCAGUGUCAUUAGGAGCUGUUGCCUUAUUGCUUAUAUUUAUCACCUUUACAGGCUUGGUGGUGGCUCCAAAGGUAUCUUCUCAUGUUCUUCUGCUACGUUUACAGAGCACCUUCUGCCUAGAACAGUGAAAAGUAGCGUGACUGCAGCAUACUACACCAUGACUGGCACAGCUCUGCCUUCAUGCGUUGAGUUCUUGGAACAAAGUAGGAAUCGUGUAUCACAUAAAAUAUUAAGCUGCUUGAAAUGUACCUAGUGACAUGCUGUGCCUCCACAGGCAGCUUUAAGCUCCCUAGAAGUAUUUCCUUAUGGGCUCAUGUGUAUACACUGUGUUCUUGCCAGAUGCUUUCAGACCUUAUCAGACCGUGGUCAGAAUUAAGAGGGCAGGCAUUUAAACAGUCUGCACCUGGUUUUGAAUAUGAAAAUGUUACCAUCCUGAGCUCUGUAAUCAGUAAAUUGUCAAAAUGUUACAGGGCCAUGGAGAGCAGUGAGUGAGGGCAUUUUCUGCUGAGCCUAGCCACAAGAGCCUGAUCCCUAGGACCAACAUGGUGGAAGGAGAAAACUGAUUCCUGCAAGUUGUCUUCUGACCUCCAUGUGCACUCCGGCAUACACACACAGUCUCAGAAUUGUUUUCUCUUUAUUUUUUGAGACAGGGUCUCACUAUAUAGGCCUGGCUAGUUUAGAACUCAUAUAGAUGAGGCUGGCCUGGAACUCACGGGGGGGGAUCCCCCUGCCUCUGCCUCUCAAAUAUUAAAGGGAUUAAAGGUGUGCACCACCAUGUCCUGCAUUUAAACUUUUUCUAAGGUAGUUUCAGACUGUGGUUAAUGGGACUAGAGGUGUAGCUCAGUGGUGAAUCACUUGCUUAUUAUGCCCAAAUCCCCUAGCUUGAUCCCUAACUCCGCUAAAGAUAGGAAGGAUCUAGCCACUAUUUGAAAGUAAUAUACCAUUUAAAAAUACCAAAUUUAAAAAUACUGCUAAAAUCUAGUUAAAUAUUUCUUUUUGGUUUUUCUAACAGGAUUUCAUAGCACCAUACAAAGCAGAUUGGUCUUUCUGUCAGUGCUGUUCCUAUAAUAGAUAUUUAAAUGGUUUUUCUACAGCAUGUAUGUAGGACAAUUUCUUACUUUUCCCCUCCUUUCAGUACGUUCAUUGACCACUCUGGCAAAGUGGCUGUGUUAGAUGAUACUAGAGUGAGGGAGCAGGUUCAAGCACUGGCCUGGCCUUGAAAGAACUCAAGGCUUUCUUAGUCACUGCUCUAUGCUACCCAAAGAGCAGAAGAAAAUAUGGUAACCUUGUCAAGUAUGCUCAUUCUGUGUCAAGAAAAACAAACAAAAAUAAAUAAAUAAAGUGACUACUUUCCAACAAAAUAUUCUGAAUUCCAACCAAUUUGUUUUUCUUGUUUUGGUAGGUUAGACGUUGGGUAAAAGUAGCCUAUUUCUGUUUGUUCUCAAAUUUUAUAUUGCUUUCUAUUUUUAAUUUAAUCCAACAUAACUAACUGUACUUUGCUAUUAACUACUGUAUUUGAUGACUGAAUUGUUUUGUUCUUUCAGGGCUAGAAAUAAACGUUAAUGUCCAUUUUCUUUUCUUAAA